AUGUUCGCCAAAACUGCAGCAGCUAAUUUAACCAAAAAGGGUGGUUUAUCAUUGCUCACCACCACAGCAAAGAGAACCAAAGUCACUUUACCUGACUUGAAAUGGGACUUUGGUGCAUUAGAACCUUAUAUUUCUGGUCAAAUCAACGAAUUGCAUUACACCAAACAUCAUCAAACCUAUGUGAACGGAUUCAACACCGCUGUUGAACAGUUCCACGAACUUUCAAAUCUUCUGGCCAAGGAGCCAACUCCUGCAAACGCAAGAAAAAUGAUUGCUAUCCAACAAAACAUCAAGUUUCACGGUGGUGGCUUCACAAACCACUGCCUAUUCUGGGAAAACCUGGCUCCAGAGUCACAGGGUGGUGGUGAACCACCUACCGGAGCUUUGGCAAAGGCCAUUGACGACCAAUUUGGCAGUUUAGAUGAGCUGAUUAAGCUGACCAACGCGAAGCUAGCAGGCGUACAGGGCUCCGGAUGGGCCUUCAUUGUCAAGAACCUCUCCAACGGAGGUAAGCUCGAUGUUGUUCAAACCUACAACCAAGACACUGUCACCGGGCCCUUGGUUCCUCUACUUGCAAUCGACGCCUGGGAGCAUGCCUACUAUUUGCAAUACCAAAACAAGAAGGCCGAUUACUUCAAAGCCAUUUGGAACGUGGUUAACUGGAAGGAAGCCUCCAGAAGAUUUGAUGCUGGCAAUAUUUAA
This is a messenger RNA of Saccharomyces mikatae IFO 1815, 702 nucleotides long. It is a transcript of the gene SOD2, whose product is annotated as superoxide dismutase SOD2. Gene Ontology annotation, biological process: superoxide metabolic process. Gene Ontology annotation, molecular function: metal ion binding; superoxide dismutase activity. The transcript has a single exon. The record is from RefSeq and is a predicted model, not a curated record. Gene Ontology annotation, cellular component: mitochondrion. NCBI's taxonomy places the organism in Eukaryota, Fungi, Ascomycota, Saccharomycetes, Saccharomycetales, Saccharomycetaceae. Bases 1 to 702 code for a protein of 233 amino acids.